Molecule: messenger RNA, 679 nt
Organism: Daktulosphaira vitifoliae (grape phylloxera)
Lineage: Eukaryota; Metazoa; Arthropoda; Insecta; Hemiptera; Phylloxeridae
Product: stromelysin-3-like
Exons: 3
Coding region: 255-539 (94 amino acids)
Source: RefSeq, a predicted model, not a curated record
UCUUUUUUUUGAUAGAUGAUUAUUUUUGGAAAUGGACACGUCUGGGAUUAGAAAAUCCACAACCAAAAUUAAUUAUCGAUGAAUGGAUAGGACUACCAAAUAAUAUUGAUGCUGCAUUUACAUAUAAAAACGGCCAGACUUACUUUUUCAAAGGUUCUAAGUAUUGGAGAUUUACUGAUACUUCUUUAGAUAAAGGAUUUCCCAAGGAAAUUACAUUUGGUUUCGCCGGUAUACCAAAUAAUAUUGACAGCUCAAUGAAUUUAAAUGACAAGAUUUAUUUUUUUAAAGGCGAAAAAUACUGGGUAUAUGAUCCAAUUAUCAAGCCUCCAGUAUCCAAUGAGUAUCCUAGACCUUUGAGAGAUUGGAAAAAUGUACCAGCGAGUAUAGAUGUUGCUUUUUAUGCAAAUGAUAAUACUAUAACAUUUGUUAAAGAUGAUUUAUAUUAUCUAUUUAAUGCGACAAUAUUUUCAGCGCCUGUUAACAACAUUCCAACGUAUUCAAAAAGCAUUAGAAAUUACUGGUUCAAUUGUCAAUUAUAAAUUUUUCCAGUUAAAAAAUAAGACAUGUAAACAUUGUUCAUAUGGGGUUUAAAAGUUAUUAAAUACAAUAUUCAAAAAAUGGCAUUUUGUAAAAAUCUGUUUUUAAUUAAAAGUAAUAAAUUCAAGUAUUUAAAUCUGUA